GACGACCAUAGAAGAUGAAAGUGUUUAUAACAAUCCUCUCGCUGUUCUCUCUUGGACUUGCAAGUUCUCCUUCAGACUCGUGUCCAGCAAGAGACGGCGCUUUUCCCGUUUACCUCCCACAUGAAGAUUGUGGCAAAUUCUACCAGUGUUCAAAUGGUGUAGCGUAUUUGCAAAACUGUCCACCUGGACUACACUGGAACGUUGCCAAACUCGUGUGCGAUUGGCCACGAGAUGCUGGAUGUGAAGACAAAAACGAAGAAAAUUCAUUGUGUCCAGCAGUGGACGGCCCUUUUCCAGUGUAUCUACCACACGAAGAUUGUGGCAAAUUCUACCAGUGUUCCAAUGGAGUAGCGCAUUUGUUUGACUGUCCAGCUGGAUUGCACUGGAAUGUUAACAAGCUCGUUUGUGAUUGGCCACACGAUGCUGGGUGUGAAGGCAAAAAUGAAGAAACUACCACCACCACCACUACUACUACUAGUACUACUACUACAACUACUACAACUCCAGAAGAAAUAACAACAACAACUUCUAAAACUACUGAAGGAAGUGGUGAUGAUGAAACUACAGAAGUAUCCAAGACAACAACAGACGACAAUGAAGGAACGACAAGUAGUGUAACAGUAACUGAAGAAACAACUACAAACGAUGAUAAUGAAGAAUCAACAACUGAGAACCCGGUUACUGAAGAAACUACCACAACUGCAACAGAUGACAAUGAAGAAACGACAAGCAGUGUAACAGUAACCGAAGAAACAACUACAAACGAUGAUAAUGAAGAAUCAACAACUGUUGAUGAUAUAACUGAAAACCCGGUUACUGAAGAAACUACCAAGGAUGAUGGCAGUGAAGAAAUAUCGACUACAGAAGAUGAUAAUGGUCAAGAAACUACUAUUGAUGAUAAUACAACUGAAAAUCCAGUCACUGAAGAUGAAGAAGGAUCAACUUCUAUAGACGAUGAAGAAUUGACAACGACUGAUGAUGAAGAUUUGACAACAACUGAUGACGAUUCGGACGUCACCGAAGCAACUAUAAUUGAUGACGAUGACAAAAAAACAACUGAAGAAACUGUAACAGAAGAAACUACAGAUAAUGAUGAAGCAACUGAAGAACCUGUUACAGAAGACAAUUCAGGAAAUGACGAAACAACAGAUGAUGGUGAAACAACCGAAGAACCUGUUACAGAAGACAAUUCUGGAAAUGACGAAACAACAGAUGAUGGUGAAACAACCGAAGAACCUGUUACAGAAGACGAUUCUGAAAAUGUUACAGAGGAUGGCAGUGAUGAAGAGCCCAUCACAACUGAAAAACCUACAACUACAACCACUGAGACACCACCACCACCAACAACAACAACAACAACCACUGAGAAACCAACUACUACAACCACCGAGAAACCAACAACCACACAGGAACCAACAACGCAACAACAACUUUCUGAUGAAGAAAUCAUUGCUGCCAUUUGUCAAGCGAGCCCUGACGACAUUUUCUUAACAGCUCAUCCAUCCAACUGUCAGAAAUAUGCUGUGUGUAUGACCGGAUCUUAUGUCAUCCAAACUUGUCCAUCUGGUUAUCAUUUCAGUUCAUCUAGUAUGGCUUGCAUAAAGUCAUCAGGUGGCGAAUGUGAUGUCUAAUUUAUUUUCGGAAAUAAG
Molecule: messenger RNA, 1649 nt
Organism: Tribolium castaneum (red flour beetle)
Lineage: Eukaryota; Metazoa; Arthropoda; Insecta; Coleoptera; Tenebrionidae
Gene: Pmp3
Product: peritrophic matrix protein 3
Exons: 3
Coding region: 15-1631 (538 amino acids)
Cellular component (GO): extracellular region
Molecular function (GO): chitin binding
Source: RefSeq, marked provisional